Molecule: messenger RNA, 1528 nt
Organism: Syzygium oleosum
Lineage: Eukaryota; Viridiplantae; Streptophyta; Magnoliopsida; Myrtales; Myrtaceae
Product: transcription termination factor MTEF1, chloroplastic
Exons: 2
Coding region: 449-1294 (281 amino acids)
Biological process (GO): regulation of DNA-templated transcription
Molecular function (GO): double-stranded DNA binding
Source: RefSeq, a predicted model, not a curated record
CACACACGCUCUCUCUCUCUCUUCGUCUCACUCGUUUUCAUCAUCAAUUCUGAAAACCCACAAGAGAACAGAAAGGGGAGAAUCAGACCCUCCAUUGCCAACCCUUCAAGCUCACUGUUAUCCGUGGUUUCUAGUGUUGACGGGCUUAAAGAAUUCUUCAACCUUCGAACGUGAAUGCAUCUAUUGGUUGACUUACCAUUAUUGGGAUUGCAUCAAUACUUCAAGCCUCUGGUGCAUUCUGUAGUGUAGCAUCCUCACCCUUCCCCUUCCAGAAUUGUUGACCCCAUGACAAAUAGAUGUCAUUAUGAUGUGGUAAAAAUUUAAGGCCAGUUUUCAGAGCAGAGAGAUUGUUGGCUGCAUUCUUGCUAACAUCUGGUAAGCAAAGUGAAGGAACCUAACGGUUCUAGUUAGCUAUAUUUCCUGAAAGGAAAAAACUUUAUCAAGAAGGAUGCUUCACUCGCUGUGCGUCCCUGCUACACUAGCCUCCUCUGCUUCUUGUUCCAAAACUCUUAAUGUCCAUGCUAAAGCUUCCUCUCCAUACCAACCUCUUUACCUCAGAUUUCGUACAUCUCAUGUUGAAAACGUUCGGUAUCUAAGGACCCUUGGCGUAAUAGACCAUGUGUCCAGGCAUCAAAGACUACCUUCACCAGAUACCAUUGACCGAGUCCUCAACAUUGUCAACUUUCUUAAAUCCAAGGGCUUUCUGGAGUCGGACUUCCCACGCCUUGCUUACCUUUGCCCAGGGCUCUUUGCUUCUGAACUUGAUCCUACUGAUAUUGCACCCGUUUUUGAAUUCCUCACUGUUGACUUAUCAGCGUCUGCUCAAGAAUCAUGUAGUUUGAUCAACAAGUGCCCUCAAAUACUAUUUUCAGAUGUUGACUACUGUUUAAAACCUACCCUUAACUAUCUCAGGCAAUUGGGAAUAGAGAGGCUUAACUUUCCAAGUACUCUAAAUGCACAUUUGCUGAACACACGGGUGGAGAAGCUUCAUGGGAAGGUUAAGUUUUUGAGGAGCAUUGGCCUGACACAUCAAGAAAUAUCUAGAAUUUGUGCACGACUGCCAUCCAUCUUUGGUUACAGUAUAGAUAACAACUUGAGGCCCAAGUAUGAUUAUUUGGUGGAGGAGAUGGAGGGGAACUUGGAAGAACUGAAGAAAUUUCCGCAAUAUUUUGCAUUUAGUUUGGAGAAGAGGAUAGCUCCUAGGCAUUUGCAUCUGAAAAGGAGAAAUGUUAGACUUCCAUUGAAGAGGAUGUUGCUAUGGGGUGAUGAGAAAUUUUAUGCAAAGUGGAAAUGAAUUAAAAAUAAUUGUUAGUUGCCGGUGUCCCUAAUUUCCGUCAUUUGUAUUCUACUAUAGGAAUAAGUGAUGGAUACUUGUUCUCAAAUAGUUAGAGAAGUCAUUACUUUCUUUUAAUCUUUUGGGAUGUAUUGUUAGGUGUAAGAUACUUUUUCGUUAAGGACAAGGAACAUAUAUUUCUGCAAUAUGAUUUGCCUCCAUAGCGCAAAUGAAGUAAUUGAUUUUUGAGUUUUA